Penicillium antarcticum is the source of this 1221-nucleotide messenger RNA. RefSeq lists its product as uncharacterized. The transcript has a single exon. Bases 1 to 1221 code for a protein of 406 amino acids. Lineage: Eukaryota; Fungi; Ascomycota; Eurotiomycetes; Eurotiales; Aspergillaceae. The record is from RefSeq and is a predicted model, not a curated record.
AUGCAAGGUUUCUGGAAUGAAGAGGUCAAGCCUUUGUUCGAGAUUUAUUCAUACUGCCCGCCCGACGCCUUUGCCUGUAUUGAGCAUAACCGCAUUGAAAUCGCCCGUCGCAAGCAGCAACACCGGUCAGGGGCCGAGAAUCCACUCCCGCUGAUUCCGCGAUUCACCCGUCCUAGCGACUACUCAACCGUUGGGUUUUGUGUCCUGCUGCGAUCGCACAGCUAUCGACUGGGCCAUGUUGAGGACUCGGAUGAGCUUGCUGAGCUGGGCGAAGGUCCGGACUUGCUCUACUUCAACCGCUCGUUUUCUAGCACGCGCAGUGAUGUUGACGAGGCGCAGCAUUCAUCCGAGGGCGCCGAGAGCCUCUCGUCAGAGGCAUUUGAAUUGGCCACCGAGCACGUCACGGACCAGAUUGACAUCGGCCAGAUUCUCAUGAUCGAUAUCUUGAACAAUGUCAGUCGCCCUCCAGAGCGAUACGCCUUGGAUGUAGACGAGGGUGAGCCUCCUAGCUCGGAUCUGCCGUCAGAAGAGCAGAUUCGCGACCAGCUAGGCCAGGAACCUUCAGUUGACGGCUUCUCUCUUGAUCCGGCAUUCCAGAUAUCUCAGAAUGCCGACAUUGUAACAGUCACCAAUACCCCUGAAGGCAAAUCCCCUGGUAUUCAAUACCUUGUCCAUGCGCUUUUUCUCGGCGCUAUCCGCGACACAGCAGGGCCCUCCCUCUUGGAAAGCACAGCGCGCCUCUUCACAAUGUCAAUAUUCUCCCACCUCCCGGCCAAUAAAACCCUCACUCUCAAAUUUUUCAUCCCAAAGUCCCCUUCUUGGUCGGCCAUUCGCCCCGCCCAAAACGAAGUUCUCGAAAUUCUAUCCCAGCAAACUCAAGAAGAGGACCGAGAAAAUCCCUUCCCCAUCGGCGCCCUGCACAACAUCCCCGCAGGCGACAAUCGACUCCCAACCGCACAACGUAUUACUCCCCAAGAACCCGAAAAAUAUAUGAUCACAGCACAAGGGAAGUCCUGCGAGCUCUUUCGCCUGUUCACAGUUGUGCUCGAUCGCGCCAAGUUUGUCUCUGAGGCCGGAGUUUACUUCUACAUGGCUUAUUUGGAUGCGUCCGAGGAUUCAGACCCUUCCAUGGAGGGCGCUCCCGAUGAUACGCAGGUUGUGCGGGGCGUGGACAUGAUGACGGUUGCUGGGCGGUUGGGGGUGGUUGUUCUUGACGGAUAA